AUGUUUUUCAUUAGCCUCAACAUAAAUGUCUUCAGUUAUGCUGAACUCUUCUGGCACCUAUUGGUGAAUCGUUCAAAGCCAACUGGCCCGAUCGUGGAAACCGUCAAGCCCCCGCCAAUUAUCGCUGUGCCAGAUCAAGCGACGACGUCAUUGUUCGCUCUCAUCAUCGGCAUCAAUGAGUACAAUCCUGAAGACCUCAACCCUCUGGACGGGUGUAUCAAGGAUGCUACCGACGUGCGCAACUAUCUACUUCAAGACUUGAAAGUUCCGGAUUCGCAUAUCCGCUUCCUAACUAACGCGAAUGCCAAGCGCGCCGACAUCAUCAAGGCGUUCCUGGAAAUUCAAACCGACAAGCGUAUCAAGAAGAACGACCCGAUCUUGAUUUUCUUUGCAGGACACGGUGACGAAACUGACGCCCCGACUGGCUGGCCUUCUGGAGACGUAUAUAACCAGAUACAGAUGAUCAUUCCGCAGGACUACAGCACCAAUCCUGCAAGGCAGGUUCACGGAAUCCCCGACCACACUCUCGCAGCGUUACUGAACGGAAUUGCGAAAGAACAUGGGGAUAAUAUAACCGUCAUCUUUGAUUGCUGCCAUUCAGGAUCCGGGACACGAGGACGUCGUAAAGUCCGAGGCCUCACUAAAAAUCAGAGCCAACAUAUACCACAGGACCUUGAUCGUGACAUCUGGUACGCAGCGAGUGUGUCCCGUGGGUCGAGCACUGCACCAGGAUAUACUAGAAGAGGGUUAGCCAAUCACGUCCUUUUGGCAGCAUGCACACAGAAAGAAGAAGCGUCUGAUGGCGGCACCGGGGGUGGGGCGUUCACCCAGGCUCUCCUUCCUACUCUCAAGUCGUCCGGCGCGGAUAAACUCACGUACGCCUCUCUUCUCGAGAGGAUGGACAAGAUACCAUACCAAAACCCUCAGUGUGAAGGGGUGAACCAAAACCGCAUCAUUUUCAACUCCAAAGCACCUACAACAGGACGUGUAUGUUUCCCUAUCAAGAUGAACGGCAGCGCAUACGAGAUGCAAGCCGGAUCUGCACAUGGUGUCACAGAGGGUUCCGAAUUCGGUCUAUACAACGACAGUCUCACCAUCGACGACUCACCCUCCCUCUGCGUCUUCGUUGUUGCUAAAGCGGCUGACAUCGGCCCAUUCACCACAACGCUUCAGAUCAAAGAUACAUCCAGCGCCCCCGUCACCAUUCUUUCCGCGACUUCUUGCGUUUUGCAGACGAAAGCCGGGGAGGCGGAGGAUCUUUUGCUGUUUGCUCCGCUCGAUGAAAAACUUCUCAGCCUGUAUGAAACUCUGGCGAAAAUGAUGAAGGAGUUCCAUCCUGGUAAGAGGCAAAUCCGGCCUGUCCUAGAGAAGGAAAAGGCGAGACUCGGCCUUUCGAUUGUGAAAGACAGAAUAGCGUUCGACAUCCUUGAUCCGCGUCUCGCAGAGUACGGCUUGGCGCGUAUGCCUCAUACCGUAGCAAACGACCCGCAGGAGAUCAUUCCGGUCCUUCAUGGCGCUGCUCACUUCUAUUGGCAUCUUAACCGCGAGGUGAAAGAUGCUCUCGUCAACACCUCCAUCGAUAUUGAAUGUAAGACCCUCAAACCCACAAGUGAUUACGACUCCUCGGGAAAUGCAAUUUUGAAGCCGACUGGGGACAACCUCCUACAGCUCGGUGUCAUUGACGUCGUUGCGUCAGAUCGGACGAUGUAUGGAUAUAAAAUUACCAACAACAGCGCUCGCGAUCUCUACGUCAACGCCUUUUACUUCGACAACACCGACUUCAGCAUUGAAUCAAUCUACCAAUCACCAACAAGCGGUAAAUUCAAAACCUACCCCACCCUCCCCAAAAAUGGGAACUAUCUCACCCUCGGCUACGGCUCCGGCGGGGUUGAUCCAUUCACCUAUCAGCUAGAGGAAGGCACCGACAUUGACGUGGGGUAUUUAGUAUUCUUCAUCUCCUCGGAGAACGUCAAUCUCUCUACUAUCCCGCAGAAGACGCCGUUUGAGGGUCCGGGACGCAAGUCUGUUCCAGUGACGCCCCCUGCGAAGCCCAUUUACGGUACUAUCUUGGUGCCUAUUGUUCAGCGCCGUUAUCCAGUCCAGGGACAGUGAAGGAUCCGAAAAUUUGAAACUUCCGUUUGUGUGCAGUCGACUUUACUCGAGAAAUUCAGAUGGAGGUCUCCAUUGUUGAGUCUACGUACUUGGUGUUGUCUUUGUAUCUAAGACGUACUUGGUGUUGUCUUUGUAUCU
This is a messenger RNA of Laccaria bicolor S238N-H82, 2250 nucleotides long. RefSeq lists its product as uncharacterized. The record is from RefSeq and is a predicted model, not a curated record. Gene Ontology annotation, biological process: proteolysis. Gene Ontology annotation, molecular function: cysteine-type endopeptidase activity. The transcript has 6 exons. The coding region runs from base 1 to 2112 and encodes 703 amino acids. NCBI's taxonomy places the organism in Eukaryota, Fungi, Basidiomycota, Agaricomycetes, Agaricales, Hydnangiaceae.